This is a messenger RNA of Staurois parvus, 450 nucleotides long. The record is from the annotation of a GenBank genome assembly. NCBI's taxonomy places the organism in Eukaryota, Metazoa, Chordata, Amphibia, Anura, Ranidae.
CAUACACUAUAUUGCCAAAAGUAUUUGGACACCCCUCAAAAUCAUUGGAUACAGGUGUUCCACUCACCUUCAUGGCCACAGGUGUAUAAUAUCAAGCACUUAGGCAUGCAGACUGCUUCUACAAAGAUUUGUGAAAGAUUGGGUCACUAUCAGGAGCUCAGUGAAUUCAAGCAUGGUACCUUGAUAGGUUGCCACCUGUGAAAUUAGUCCAUCCAUGAAAUUACCUUGCUACUAAAUAUUCCACAGUCAACUGUUAGUGGUAUUAUAACAAAGUGGAAGGAACUGGGAACAACAACAACUCAGCACUCCGCCAUUGGACUCUAGAGCAGUGGAAACAUGUUCUCUGGAGUGACAAAUCACACUCCUCUGUCUGGAAAUCCAAUGGACAUGCCUUGGUUUGGUGGUUGCCAGGAGAAUGGUACUUGCCUGACUGCAUUGUGCCAAGUGUAA